AUGGGUUUCAUCUACUCACAGCUCUUCGCAUCCCUCCCAUCCCCCAUUUACGACUACAAAGGCAAGACCGUCAUUGUCACAGGCUCCAAUGUCGGCCUAGGCAAGGAAGCAGCACGCCACUUCACCCGCCUUGGCGCAUCCACAGUCAUCCUCGCAGUGCGCUCGAUAGAGAAAGGCGAAGCAGCGAAGCGCGAUAUUGAGUCCAGCACACGGACACAAGGCGUCGUCAAAGUAUGGCAUCUCGACAUGUCCUCUUACCAAAGCGUGCUUGACUUUUCAGCCAAAGCAUCGAAAGAGCUCGACCGGAUCGAUGUCGCACUCCUGAACGCCGGAGUGGCACGCGGAGAAUGGGAACUAGCCGAAGGCGAAGAAUCAACCAUCACCGUCAACGUAACCUCCACCUUCCUGCUCGCCCUCUCGCUGCUUCCCACGCUCAAGCAGACCGCGGUAAAGUUCAACGUUCGCCCUAAUCUUACCAUCACGGCCUCAGAAGUCCACGCCUGGGCCGCUUUCGAAGAGCGCAAAGCACCCGAUGGCAAGAUCUUCACCACUCUCAGCACGAAGCCGGAGAACAUGUCCGGCACAAUGGAAGAGCGCUAUCAGGUCUCCAAACUCCUCGAAGUUCUAGCCAUUCGUGCUAUGGCUGAGAGAAAGGGUGCGACACAGACCACUGUCACUAUCAAUUGUGUCAACCCUGGGUUGUGCCACAGUGAGCUCUCGCGCGAGUCGGGCUGGGCGCUUACUAUCCUGAAGUUCUUCCUGGCACGCAGUACGGAAAUUGGAAGCCGGAACCUGGUGCAUGCGGCGUCCCUAGGGCCGGAGAGUCAUGGCCAGUACGUGAGUGACUGUGUGGUUGCCCAGCCUUCGACAUAUGUGUUAAGCCAGGAGGGGUGGAAGGACCAGCAGAGGGUGUGGGACGAGUUGGCGGCGAAGUUGGAGGGCUUUCAACAGGGUGUGACCAGUAACUUUCAGUUCCAAAUUUUCUUGCCUGAUCCGCCCUCUAUCGUGGUACCGUUUAGAGGAGACGCCCAACCGCAUCGACGUUUUUACUACCUAGUCAAGGUCAACCCUGAUAAUGGAUAG
Messenger RNA from Didymella exigua CBS 183.55, 1083 nucleotides. Its product is annotated as putative short-chain dehydrogenase. Lineage: Eukaryota; Fungi; Ascomycota; Dothideomycetes; Pleosporales; Didymellaceae. The transcript is spliced from 2 exons. The coding region runs from base 1 to 1083 and encodes 360 amino acids. The record is from RefSeq and is a predicted model, not a curated record.